Molecule: messenger RNA, 2611 nt
Organism: Tachysurus fulvidraco (yellow catfish)
Lineage: Eukaryota; Metazoa; Chordata; Actinopteri; Siluriformes; Bagridae
Gene: cdc14ab
Product: cell division cycle 14Ab
Exons: 16
Coding region: 483-2378 (631 amino acids)
Biological process (GO): cilium assembly; positive regulation of cytokinesis; regulation of exit from mitosis
Cellular component (GO): nucleolus; mitotic spindle; centrosome
Molecular function (GO): protein tyrosine/serine/threonine phosphatase activity; protein serine/threonine phosphatase activity
Source: RefSeq, a predicted model, not a curated record
GAGGGAGAGAGAGAGAGAGAGAGAGAGAGAGAGAGAGAGAGAGAGAGAGAGAGAGAGAGAUAUGAGCUCGGCUUAGUUUGGACUACAGAAGAAACACGGGAUUUAUAUCAGGGACCGAAUUAAUCGAAGUUAUUAGGAACUGUUUUUUUCCCCCUCUUCAUCCAGGAUUAUGGGAUUUAAAGGGGACGUCGCGCGCGCGCUCCAUUCAUUACCGUUCACUCUCGGACAGAUUUAGCAUGUUAGCAUUACAACACAAUUUAUUUAUAGGUGUACACAAAAUAGCAUGUAACAGAAAAAAGUGUUUGGUAUUAGAUUUGUUUUAAGUUCGGCUUUUGUUUACCGAGCUGAAAAUGACGUGUAUCGUGAAGUAAGGUUGAAAAAAGGCAAUAAGUUUGCGUGUGCGAGGCAAAAACGGCUCUCGCCGCCGCAGGAGCUCGAGACGCUUCAGUUUGCUUUGUAACUUUUUAAACAGUUUCACACCCAUGAGUUUAGAGCACCGUCAACAUCCCGCCGUACUUUCGCCUUCCUUUAAAAUGGAUGACGAUAACGACUUAAUAGGGGCUUCGGAGUUUAUAAAAGAUCGUUUGUAUUUCGCCACACUGAGAAGCAAACCUAAGAGCACAGCAAACACACACUAUUUCUGCACAGACGAUGAGUUUGUGUAUGAAAACUUUUAUGCAGAUUUUGGACCUCUCAACCUUGCCAUGCUGUAUAGGUACUGCUGUAAACUUAACAAAAAGUUAAAGCUGGCCAGGUGUAGUUACCUCAUGUGUUCAUGUUUUGGAUUGUUGAAGUCUUUUACACUGACCAGAAAGAGGAUUGUGCACUACACCAGUUUCGACCAGCGCAAGAGGGCGAAUGCUGCUGUUCUCAUUGGUGCCUAUUCUGUGAUUUACCUGAAGAAAACUCCAGAAGAAGCUUACAGAGCUUUGAUCUCUGGAUCUAAUGCCUCUUACCUGCCAUUCAGGGAUGCAUCGUUUGGAAAUUGCACAUACAGCCUGACUGUUCUUGACUGUUUGCAUGGAAUCAGUAAGGCCCUGCAGCACGGCUUCUUGAACUUUGAGACAUUUGACGUGACUGAGUAUGAGCACUAUGAGCGUGUAGAGAAUGGAGACUUCAACUGGAUAAUCUCCGGCAAAUUUCUGGCCUUUAGUGGGCCUCACCCAAAGAGUAAAGUAGAAAACGGCUAUCCUCUCCAUGCCCCUGAGGCCUACUUCCCAUACUUCCGCAGGCACAACGUUACCACCAUCGUCCGCCUCAACAAGAAGAUCUAUGAUGCUAAGCGGUUCACAGAUGCUGGCUUCGACCACUAUGACCUGUUCUUUGUGGAUGGCAGCACACCAAGCGACGUCAUCAUGCGCCGCUUCCUGCAUAUUUGCGAGAGCACAGAUGGCGCUGUGGCUGUCCACUGCAAGGCUGGUUUGGGAAGGACAGGCACGCUGAUCGGCUGCUACCUGAUGAAACACUACAGAUUCACUGCAGCUGAAACCAUCGCUUGGAUCCGUAUCUGCAGACCCGGCUCCAUUAUCGGACCCCAGCAACACUUCCUGGAGGAGAAGCAGACAUACCUCUGGGCUCAGGGAGACGUGCUUCGUUCGAAGCAGCAGAAGUCGCAGGUGUAUGAGCAAAGUAAUGUUCCUCGCCUCAUCUCAAGCAUGGAUGACCUGACCAUCAGCAGCAGCUUCCUCAGAUCUGGCAGCAUGGAAGAGAAUGGUGAAUACAGUGAAAACGGUCUCAGUAUGACUCAAGGAGAUAAACUACGUGCCUUAAAGGGCCGGAGGCAGCCAAGGUUAUCCACCUCCACAACUCUGAGUAGUAGACUGACUGGCUCCAGUACUCAAGGACAAGGUUCCCCCCUCAAACCCUCCAAACUGGCGCCCUCUUCUUCCACUUCCACUUCCUCCUCUACCUCCGCCUCUGCCAAGAGGAUCAGCCGAAUCUCUCCAUCCUCAACCAACUUGAAGAGCUCCAGUCUAAACUCCAGAUUAGCCACCUCAUUGGGCAACCUGUACGUCAUCACUGGAGACUCACGGAAUCACCAUCAACACUUGUUUGCAUCGUCAUCUCCUUCCUCGUCUCCAUCUUUCCCUGUCCCCCGAGCCACAUUUGCCAGCAUCUCGGCUCUGGCUGCAAACACUUUUCACUAUGAAGUCAACAACAACAGUGAUCAAUAUAGUGCCUCAAAUGGCAAUCCCAAGAUCUCGGCAUUCAGCAACCACAACCACAACCACAGCAGUCUUGGUGGAGCCUCCAACACUGGGAGGUUUGGCUUGGCGGAGCAAGGUCAGAACCCUUUGACGGCAGGUCUGAGUCGGCCCUCAGCCCGCUAUCUCAGCCGCUCCAUUCCUUCCCUUCAGUCGGAGUAUGUUCGGUAUUAAAGCAGCAACUCUGCACUGAUCCUGAACCUGUCCUUCUGGCCUUUCUCCACUGACAUCCAUCCUGCUAAGUGAGCACAAAAGGAACUUAAUAAAGCCAGGUUCUGAAACCGGGUCUAUAGAUCCAGUGUUAAAAUGCUUGUUUUGAAAUACACGUCUCUGACGCUUUCUCUCUCUCUCUCUCUCCCUUCUUUAUGUACUGUAUAUUUGUGUGUGUGUGUAUAUAUCUAUAUAUA